AUGAGCAGAAAUGGCUUUUACGGAAGAAGCGAGGCGGAGUUUCUCAAGCUCAUAGAGACCGCUUUUCUACCACAACCACAAGACACCAAUCAAGACACCGAUGAGGAGCUUAGCCACGAUCUGCUGGCAGAAUUUCUCCUUGUGACGGGCUUUGAAGCCGGAAAGCUUGUCAAGAUGCAUGAGUUGGGCCUGGCAUCGGACUAUUCCUGGCCAUCAGACGCCAGGUACGGUGUCCUCAUUCAAACAGUUGAGGAUCUUGCGCUCCAAGGGCUACUGGCUACCAAAAUGAUCAUUGAACGGCUCUCAAAGCUACUCUUUAUGGCCAGUGAAGAGAUCGAUCCCGAUAAAGGCGUCUCUGAUUACGGGAUGGACAACUCUUCGAAGGUCAACAUGUCUCUCUUCGGCAGUUCUCCCGACGAGACAAGCGCCCAACCCACAGACGUCAACUCUAAUAAAAGAAGCUCUCUCUUUGAUGAGGAUGAGCCGAAUACCAAGGCCUCUGCAGGUUUAUUCAGUGAUGAUACAGGUACCGAUGACUCCCCUGGGGUGCCGGAAACAUACGUUGAUGCUUAUGACGCUCUGAAUGCUUCAGAAGAUGGACAAGCUGGCAAAAUAAGCCUUGAUGGUGCAAAAAAAAUGCUAGACGCGAGCAGAGUGCCUCAAUCGCAGCAGGACACAAUCUUGAAGCUCAUUGGCGGGGCCCGAGAUGGCGGUAUCGCGCGCAAUGAAUUUAAUGUCCUCUUAGCCCUCAUUGGCCUUUCACAGGAACGCGAAGAGAUCUCCUUGGAUUCCGUAGAUGAGCGACGAAAGAAUCUACCGAACCCUUCAUUGCCCUACAUCAACCAGUUAAGGACAGCAAAAGUUUCAGAGACCUUGGAUCGAACACCUUCGCAAAAGUCUAGGGCUAGCCCCGAGGAGCGUCAGACGACGUCAGGGAGUAGUCCCGGGCGGUCACGUCAAAUGAGAAAAGAUUCCAUAGAAAAUAUUGAAGCAGAUCCCUGGGCGAGCCCAGCCGUUAGCAAGACCCAGACUAGCGCAGUCUACAACGAAGAGACGCCGGCUUCUGGUGCAAUCACAGCUGCAAAGCCCAUUAGAGCAGGACUGGCGGACACGGCGCGGACAACAAGCGCUUUUACAACUCAUGUAGACGCACCUACACCGAGCGAACCGCUUCCAAAUGCCAAUGGUGGAUUAGGGUCAGGCGCGGAAUCUGGAGGCGGAUGGGGCUCGUAUGGAACGUCUGGUGAUGAUCGGCCAGGUUUAGGUGGUGGCAGCUUUGGCUCGGAGGGAGACCAGAGCAAUUCAGGCGGUGGAGGUGCUGGCCGAGCGCUUGGUGGAGGCAGAAUCACUAAUAGAGGUGGAGAAGAAUUCGUCACCGUCAACCUUCUUCCGGAGAAGGAAGGCAUGUUCUUAUUUCAGCAUCAUAACUAUGAAGUGAAAAGCAGUCGCAGAGGGAAUGCACACCAGGAGCUCGCUGUUUGGCGGAAACAGGCCACAAUAUCCGUUCAGGAAGAGUUCAAUAGCAAGGCUUUACCGCCAGAGCUGGAGGACUCUCUGCCGAAGAAUCUCGGCGACACUUUUGACACCGUCCGCGAUGGCGUACGAUUAUCGGCCGAUAACUAUAUAGGCCUCUGCAAUUUACUUGAGAGAUUGACGAAGAGGAACCAAGGCAUAGCUGCAGAUUAUCUGCGGUUCUCUCAGGCACUCACCAGCCUUACUGAAGCUUCCCGAAAUACUUAUGCCAUAGACACUAAUGAUGUGCCACUAUUGAAUGAAGGCAUCGGCUCGACUGCGAAACACAUGGCCACUAGCCAGAGUCUCUUGGAAGACGAGGCGCGAGCUUGGGAUGCUGGCGUGCUCGAAGACUUCAAGAAGCAACGAGACAGCCUUGUAAGUGUUCGAGAGAUGUUUGAUCGCCGAGACAGAUAUGCUAGGGACAACAUCCCUCAACUUGAGCGUCGUAUCGAGCAGAAUGAAAACAAACUUCGGGCGUUGAUGGCUGGCGCCGGUGGUAAACCUGGCGAGCAAGAGAAGCUUGAGCUAGCCGUUAGCAACGACAAGCAAUCAAUCAUCGAUCAACAUGCCCGUGGUGUUUUCAUUCGAGAAUGCAUUCGGGAUGAGCUAGCAUAUUUUCAGCAAUCGCAAUACCACGUCAGCCGCAUGCAUCAGGACUGGAGUCAGGAACGAGUAAAGUAUGCCGAGCUACAGGCGGACAACUGGCGGCGACUGAACGAUGAGGUUGACCACAUGCCCUCGGGAGACUAA
Molecule: messenger RNA, 2265 nt
Organism: Bacidia gigantensis
Lineage: Eukaryota; Fungi; Ascomycota; Lecanoromycetes; Lecanorales; Ramalinaceae
Exons: 7
Coding region: 1-2265 (754 amino acids)
Biological process (GO): retrograde transport, endosome to Golgi; protein targeting to vacuole
Cellular component (GO): endosome
Molecular function (GO): phosphatidylinositol-3-phosphate binding
Source: RefSeq, a predicted model, not a curated record